ACAUUACAUGAUAGCCUGCAUUCCCCAAUCAGCAAACACCAUUGCAGGAUUGUGAGGUGACUAGACACAGCCUACAGCUAGACGCGAGCACCAUAGUCGUCACGGACGGAGCAGCCCGCGGCUGGUCUUGUAUCCCUGCCUAGAGCAAUUCGGGCAUGAGGACAGCAUAAUACAAUCCAUAAAGUCGCCGAGGUGAAAUGUCGAGCGAUGCUGGUCCCAGCAUUUCUCGAGUGUAUGCGGACGUGAAUGAGGGUUUGGGUAAAAAAUGGUACGAUUACGAGAAGCUCUCGAUCCAGUGGGGCGUACAGGACCAUUAUGAGAUCGUUCGAAAAGUCGGAAGGGGGAAGUAUUCGGAAGUGUUUGAAUCUGUGCACCUCCCGUCCGAGUUAAAGUGUGUCAUCAAGGUUCUCAAACCGGUCAAGAGACAAAAGAUCAAGAGAGAGAUCAAGAUACUGCAAAAUCUGAGAGGAGGUAUCAAUGUCAUUAGACUGUUGGACGUGGUUGGGGACAAUCUUUCUAAAACCACCUCCAUCGUCUUUGAAUACGUCAAUAGCACCGACUUCAAGCAGCUGUAUCCGACUUUGGAGGAUCAAGACGUCAGGUAUUACAUGUUUCAGCUGCUUAAAGCGCUCGACUAUUGUCAUUCUAAGGGAAUCAUGCACCGAGACGUCAAGCCAAACAACAUCAUGAUAGAUCAUGAAAAGCGCCAGCUGCGAUUGAUUGACUGGGGUCUGGCCGAAUUCUACCACCCGGGGACAGAGUACAAUGUCCGCGUCGCAACGCGAUAUUAUAAAGGUCCGGAACUCCUCGUCGACUUUCAAGAAUACGAUUACUCACUGGACAUGUGGAGUUUGGGUUGUGUAUUUGCCAGUAUCAUCUUCCGUAAAGACCCGUUCUUCCAUGGGAGCGACAAUGCGGAUCAACUAGUCAAGAUCAUCAAGGUGCUGGGCAAAGACGACUUUGAUAUCUAUCUAGAGCGAUACAAUAUAGAGCUGGAAGGUAUGAAUAUUUCCCGAUACCCUCGUAAACCAUGGCUCAAGUUUGUCACGACCAACAAUCAGCAUCUCAUCUCCAAUGAGGCGAUCAGGUUUCUGGAUAAGCUUCUGCGGUACGAUCAUCAAGAGCGCUUGACGGCGAAAGAGAGCCAGGAUGAGCCGUACUUCAGCAGUGUGAAAGCCGCGGAUGGCAAGACCCAGAGGAAAUGAGAGAUGAGUUUUUGGGCAUUUGGGAGCAUUGGCAAGAGUGUCACCUGUUGUCUGGUAUCAAGAUUAGAUGCAUUGAGAUACAUGUCCGGUUCUGCACGCC
This is a messenger RNA of Kockovaella imperatae, 1305 nucleotides long. Its product is annotated as kinase-like domain-containing protein. The transcript is spliced from 11 exons. Gene Ontology annotation, cellular component: protein kinase CK2 complex; cytosol; nucleus. Lineage: Eukaryota; Fungi; Basidiomycota; Tremellomycetes; Tremellales; Cuniculitremaceae. The coding region runs from base 198 to 1205 and encodes 335 amino acids. Gene Ontology annotation, biological process: DNA damage response; regulation of transcription by RNA polymerase I; protein phosphorylation. Gene Ontology annotation, molecular function: protein serine/threonine kinase activity; ATP binding. The record is from RefSeq and is a predicted model, not a curated record.